Molecule: messenger RNA, 1361 nt
Organism: Elaeis guineensis (African oil palm)
Lineage: Eukaryota; Viridiplantae; Streptophyta; Magnoliopsida; Arecales; Arecaceae
Source: RefSeq, a predicted model, not a curated record
GUGCGACCUCUCUCCCUCUCUCUUGUGCUCUCCAAGUUCUCUGGGUUUUGAAGAUCUAAUCUUUUCUGCUUCAAUGGCCCCGACGACGCAGCACCUGAAAGAAGAGAGAACUCUGUAUUCCCUCGUGAUCUGUUCGUCUUCCGUAUUUAUUUGAUCGAGCUAGGGUUUCUGCGAGAUCUCCACUGGAUUUCGAAGGUUCUUAUUUGAUUUCGUUUCAUCACCGAAGCAUCGGAGGGAUGCCGUGCGUUGCGGCGGCGACGGUGGCGGAGGACAAGGACGCGGAGCCGUUCGUGGAGGUGGACCCGACGGGGAGGUACGGACGGUACGCGGAGCUGCUGGGGUUCGGUGCGGUGAAGAAGGUCUACCGGGCGUUCGACCAAGAAGAGGGGAUCGAGGUGGCGUGGAACCAGGUGAGUCUGCGGAGAUUCCGCGAGAACCGUCCGAUGAUGGACCGGCUCUUCGCGGAGGUGCAUCUCCUCCGUGAGCUCCGCCACGACAACAUCAUCGCUCUUUACCGGGUGUGGACCAACGCCGAGCAGAGCACCCUCAACUUCAUCACCGAGGUCUGCACCUCCGGCGACCUCCGCGAGUACCGGAAGCGCCACCGCCACGUCUCCCUCAAGGCCCUCAAAAAGUGGUCCCGCCAGAUCCUCGUCGGCCUCGAUUACCUCCACAACCACGACCCCUGCAUCAUCCACCGCGACCUCAACUGCAGCAACGUCUUCAUCAACGGCAACGUCGGCCAGGUGGUUGCAGGUGAAGAUCGGGGACUUGGGGCUGGCGGCGAUCGUGGGGAAGAGCCACGCGGCGCACUCGAUACUGGGGACGCCGGAGUUCAUGGCGCCGGAGCUGUACGAGGAGCAGUACACGGAGCUGGUGGACAUCUACUCGUUCGGGAUGUGUGUUCUGGAGAUGGUGACGCUGGAGAUCCCCUACAGCGAGUGCGACAGCAUCCCCAAGAUCUACCGCAAGGUUACGGCUGGGGUGCGCCCGGCGGCCUUGGGCAAGGUCCGUGACCCCGAGGUCCGGGCCUUCAUCGAGCGCUGCCUCGCCAAGCCCCGCGCCCGGCCCUCCGCCGCCGAGCUCCUCAAGGACCCUUUCUUCUGUGGCCUGGAUGAUGACGAAACCCCACCUCCCCCGUCCCUGCCGGCCACCGAGCACCGCAACUUGCCGUCGACGGACAUCUUCGCCCUCCGGCUGGAUUGAAGGUGGUGGGUGGUUCACGUCGCAACUCGGGAUGGUUUUAUUUUUUUCAGUUUUCAUGAAUUUGGUCGUCGUGCCCAUAUACGUACAAAACUCCUGUUGGGUUGCAAGGAUAUUAUUAUUUUUUGUUUUUAGUGUUGGCUGUUAUUUUUAUUCUA